Messenger RNA from Asparagus officinalis (garden asparagus), 2255 nucleotides. RefSeq lists its product as uncharacterized. The record is from RefSeq and is a predicted model, not a curated record. The transcript has 3 exons. Lineage: Eukaryota; Viridiplantae; Streptophyta; Magnoliopsida; Asparagales; Asparagaceae. The coding region runs from base 1 to 2211 and encodes 736 amino acids.
AUGCCGUAUAUGAUGCCAUCUAAUUUUGGUAUGCAAUAUCCUUAUAAUUUCCCUUAUAUGCAAUAUGGGCAACAAACUGGUGGAAGUAAUUAUGGUGGUUUCUCCAAUAUCAAUAAUCAAAACACCGAGCAAGUUACUCCUCAUUUUAGCAGUGGAUCAACAGAUGUACCCGAGUUUUCCACUCAAAUAUCUCUUGGAAGUGCUGGUGAUGACACACCACAUAGUUUUUUGCCCCAAACACAAAAAAAUACUUCUAAAUCUAGUUAUUCGGUUUGGAGUGUCGAGCAAAACAAACUACUUUUAACUAGUUAUUUUCACUUCAGUAAUGAUAGUGAAUUGGGUAGUGGCCAAAAGGGUGAUACUUUUUGGGGUAAAAUUGCUGCUUACUUGAAUGAGCAUUCAACAACUGGCCCUCAUAGGAGUCAACAACAAUGUAAAAGCCAUUACAGUGUGUUGAUAAUAGUAAAAGCAUUAGCAGAGAGGCGUAGCGGUUGGUCAGACGACAACUACAUAGCAAGAGCUCAAGAUUUGUUUGUUGAAGAAACUAAAAAAAACUUUGCUUUGCUUGAAGAAUGGAAGUUGGUUCGUAAUGAACCAAAAUAUAUGGUUGGAUCUGGUGCAUCUCAAAGUAGUGGAAGUAAAAGGAAAAAUAGCGGGGAAGGUGAUAUCUCAUGCUCAUCAGUUCCUUCUUUUGUACGCCCAGAAGGUAGAGACACGACAAAGAAAAAAUCUAAGGGCUCCUCUAGAAGAUCGAAACUUGUUAUUGAGGAGGAAUACUCUAAGAUAGAGUCUGAACGCCAGGAGCUAAAAGAAAUGAAGGAACAACAGAUGAAGAUGAUGCAAGAAGUUGCAACAGCUCAAAAGGAGGCAGCAUGUGCUCAAAAGGAGGCAGCACGUGCUGAAAAAAUGAAAAUGUGGAUGGACCUUAAUCAGAGAAAUCAAAGAAAUGAAUCUUUACUCAAACGCCAACAACAGUUACUUGAAGAGUUACAAGCUGCAAGUAAUCGAUCCCAUAAGAGGACAUACAUAGAGAGAAACCAUGAAGCUGCCCAUCAAAGGCUGAUGAAAGACUACUUUGUCGAAUCUCCCACAUACACCGACCACCAAUUUCGUCGGAGAUACCGAAUGCAACGACCACUAUUUCUACGAAUUGUAGAUUCUCUCUCAAAUUAUGACACGUAUUUCACUCAGAGGAGAAAUAGUGCUGGAAAGCGUGGUUUAUCACCAAUUCAAAAGUGUACUGCUGCUAUACGCAUGUUAGCAUAUGGUGUUGCAGCUGAUGCUUGUGACGAAUACGUAAAGAUUGGAGAAACCACUGCAGUAGAGUGUGUCAGCAAGUUUUGUGAAGGUAUUGUGGCCAUAUUUGAGAAUGACUAUUUGAGAAGGCCGAAUGAGGAAGACCUCCAACGACUACUAAAAGUAGGCGAAGAACGCGGUUUUCCGGGAAUGAUUGGAAGUAUUGAUUGCAUGCAUUGGCAAUGGAAAAAUUAUCCUAAGGCUUGGCAAGGUCAAUUUACCAGUGGACAUAAAGGCACAACAACAGUAAUACUCGAAGCGGUUGCUUCUUAUGACUUGUGGAUAUGGCAUGUAUUUUUUGGAUUGCCAGGUACAUUGAAUGAUAUAAAUGUGCUUGAAAGGUCACCUGUCUUUGAUGACAUUGAGGCAGGUGAAGCUCCGCAUGUGAACUUCACUGUGAAUGGUCAUCAAUACAAUUUGGCAUACUAUCUUGCUGACGGAAUCUAUCCCAAAUGGCUUGUCUUUGUCCAAUCAUUUCAAUAUCCCCAAGGCGAAAAAGCGAAAUUGUUUGUAAAACAACAAGAAUCUUGUAGGAAGGAUGUGGAACGUGCAUUUGGGGUUCUCCAAGCACGUUUUGCUAUAAUUCGUCAACCAGCUAGAAUGUGGGAUUUGAAUGUCUUAUCAAAAAUUAUGAGAGCGUGUAUUAUUUUACACAAUAUGAUAGUGGAGGAUGAACGAGAUACUUAUAGUCGAAACUGGGAGAACGUUGACUUUGAACCAUCAAGCAUUGCUAGCUCGAGCUCAUCAUUUGAUUACCAAACACAAACGUUACCUCAGUUUGAAGUGCAUGUUCAAGGUAGGUCCGAAUCAGAUAUUCAUACUAGAUCUGAACUCCGAGAUAGGGCCAAACAUCUUCAAUUGAAGGAGGAUCUUGUCGAGCACAUUUGGCAAAAGUUUGGAGCAACCGCAAUUUAAUUUUCAACUUUCGAUUUUAAUUUUGUCAAAUUUUAGUUUGUUUU